This is a messenger RNA of Aureobasidium subglaciale EXF-2481, 1105 nucleotides long. RefSeq lists its product as uncharacterized. The record is from RefSeq and is a predicted model, not a curated record. The transcript is spliced from 2 exons. Bases 118 to 771 code for a protein of 217 amino acids. NCBI's taxonomy places the organism in Eukaryota, Fungi, Ascomycota, Dothideomycetes, Dothideales, Saccotheciaceae.
UCAGCAGUAAGAUAGGCAAAACCCGGCCUGUCUCCCCACCUAGUAAACAACCCCAGAAAGAAAGGUGAAUACAAAGAAGCUUUUUGUUUGGAGACUGGCCGUUGCGAUCAAAAGGUCAUGACGGUCGUGAAAAAAAAGAAGCAAGACGGAUGUAAUGCGCAGUGCUGGUCAAGAAAAAGAGAUGGUCGUCAAGAGCAGACUAGCAAGCCCUUAGUUGGGGCAGGCGGCCUGGACGUGGCCGGGCUGCUUGCACUUGUAGCAGACACGGUCGUGGCUGAUCUCAGCGGAGCAGUCGCGGGAAAGGUGACCGACCUCACCACCUUUGUAGCACUUCUGGCCUUGGGUGCAGUCGCGAGACAUGUGGCCGAAGCCGCCGCAAGAGUAGCAGGUCUGGCCGCGGGGAGCACCGUAGCCCUGGCUCUGGUAACCACCCUGCUGCUGCUGGAAGCCACCAGCCUGACCGCCCUGGGAGCAGUUGCGGGCAAUGUGGCCGACCUGACCGCACUUGUAGCACUCCUGGCCACCGCCCAUACCGGCACCACCUCUGGGAGCGCCACCCUUGGGGCACUCGCGGGAGAUGUGGCCAGUCUCACCGCAUCCGUAGCAGGACUUCUCCUUCUGGGGGUUGGUGCACUCGCGAGAGAGAUGGCCCUGGCCGCCGCAGUUGUAGCAGGUGGGGUUGCCCUUGGUGGGGCAGUCGCGGGCCUGGUGGGAAGUGUCGCCGCCUGUGUGAAGCUUGUCAGUUUUGAGUUCUUGGUUGUGUUCGAGUGAAGCCUCUGCUAGCAAGUGCGCAAAGCGUAGCUAGCAAGCGUCGAGAAGGCAGAUCGCAAUCGUGUAGAGUUGCGCACUGAGUGAAGAAAACGUACAGUUGUAGCAAGCGCGGCCAGUCAUGGGGGGAGCGGGGGCACCGAAGUUCUGCAUGAUGAAGGUUGUUGUGUGUUGUGGUGGUCUGAUAAUUGAUAGAGAGAGGUUGUAGUGAUUGCAAAGAGCAAGUUUUGUUUGUGGUUGGAGGUUGGUGGAAGAAGUGGAAGGGACGAGAAAGAGGCGAGUGUGGAGGCAGAGCCAGAGGCAGAAUCCGCGCUUUCCUCCAACAAUUCUCGAACGG